Angiostrongylus costaricensis is the source of this 1500-nucleotide messenger RNA. The record is from the annotation of a GenBank genome assembly. NCBI's taxonomy places the organism in Eukaryota, Metazoa, Nematoda, Chromadorea, Rhabditida, Metastrongylidae.
AUGUCACUCGCCGAGGAGCUCAUGGCUGAUUUUGAGGAGGAUGAUGCUGAUGAUAUUGAACAAGCCAUAGAAGUAGUGAACGGCGAAGAAGACAUAGAAGAAGCAUCUGAAUUCGCGCCUGUAAAGAGCGACUACAAUUCUGUGUAUGACGUCGCAAAGAUGACGUUAACAGAUGAGUACCGUGAGCUGAUAUCAACAUUAAAUUCCGAAUUGGAACGUACAGACGAGGUUCAUGUUACUGCCCCUCUCGAAUCCGAUCCACAGUAUCGUUUAAUCGUACGACUUUCUCAUCUUGCUGCAGAUUUGGACGGCGAAAUAAAUGUUAUUCACAAGUUUGUUCGUGACAAGUAUGAGAAACGUUUUCCCGAGUUGGAAACGUUGGUGCCAAACCCUCUCGAAUACUUAGCUGCAGUGAAACUUCUUGGAAAUGAGAUUAAUACAAAGGGGCAAAACAAGGCAAAAGUUCAGGAAUUACUUGGUCAAAUUCUCGCGCCAGCCACAUGUAUCGUUGUAUCUGUAACUGCUUCAACAACACAAGGCAAAUCUUUGGAAGCAGAUGAAUUGCAUGCUGUGAGGGAAGCUUGUGACCUAGCUGAAAAGUUGCAUACGGACCGGAUAUCCAUGUACCGUCUUGUCGAGCUCCGAAUGGCGUUAAUUGCUCCAAAUCUUGUCCAUUUACUUGGGGCAGCAACCACCGCACUCUUGGUUUCUCAAGCAGGAGGCCUAGCACCAUUGUCGCGGAUGCCAGCUUGCAAUAUUCAAGUAUUAGGCCGACAAAAGAAGUCCUUGGCUGGGUUCUCUUCUACAACCGCGCUUCCUCAUGCUGGAUUUGUGUACUUCCAUCCUCUUGUUCAAUCAAUGCCACCUGAUCUAAAGUCAAAAGCGGCUAAAAUUCUUGCUUCAAAAUGUACGCUCGCGGCUCGAGUGGACUCACUUCACGAGUCUCCAAACGGAGCUAUUGGAAUCGCCCUGCUUGAAGAGGUACGCAACAAGAUGGAAAAACUCAUGGAACCUCCACCAGUAAAGGCUAACAAGGCUCUACCAAAGCCGCUGGAUAAAGCUAGCAAAAAAAGAGGAGGACGACGUGUUCGUAAAAUGAAAGAAAGAAUGGGGAUGACCGAUUUGCGCAAGAGCGCUAACCGUAUGAAUUUUGGAGAGUUACAGGAGGAUGUACUACAGGAUCAUAUGGGUUUCGAUUUGGGACAGGUGAAGACGGGUAACAUUGCUGGUGGUCGUAUCAGAGCCGGAGUUGUGGACAACAAAACACGAGUGAAGAUGUCACAGAAAAUGCAACGACAGAUGGAACGGCAACGAGCGCAAGGGGGCGUCACGAGUAUUCGCAGUAGGACUGCGGGUACAGCAUCAUCUGUGACAUUUACACCGGUUCAAGGCCUCGAGAUUAUCAAUCCGACUGCUCUCGAAAAAACUGUCAACUCAUCUUCGACUUAUUUUUCUCCUUCAGCUUCUUUUGUAAAAAUCGCCACGCCGAAUGCGAAAUGA